AUGGCCGACGAACCCUCCUACGUCGACUACGAGACCUUCCUCGCGCCCGGCUUCACCCCCGCCUCCUUCGCCAACGCCCUCGUCCUCGCCACCAACAACCCCAACGACACCCCCCUCGACCUCUCGGCGCCCCUCUCGCGCGUCCUCUUCGACGCCCAGGAGCUCGACUCCCACAUCGACCUCCUCACCACCCAGUCGGCCAUCCCGCUCCUCGAGUUCACCCAGACCCAGACGACGGCGAGCCGGCGCAUCGUCGGCGAGCUCGACGCCCAGAUCAAGAGCCUCAACGACAGCUACCGCCAGCUCGAGCGCGAGGUCAUCGACAAGCACGCCGAGGCCGACGAGGUCCGCCACGUCGCCCUGCGCCUCUGGGAGACGCUGCGCCUCGGCCGCUCCGUCGCCCGCUGUCUCCAGCUCGGCCGCCAGCUCGAGGUCCAGCACGCCGAGCUCGCCGGCGACGAGGACCACGGCGCCCUCGUCCGCUGCUCCUACACGCUCCUGUCCCUCCGCGAGGUCAUGGACGCAAAGGCCGUCGGCGACGAGGGCCACGGCCUCGACGGCGUCGACGUCGUCCGCAGCCUGCGCUCGCUCGUCCUCGAGCCCAUCGAGCGCUCCGUCUGCGAGACGGCCGUCCGCUGCGUCCGCGAAUUCUCCAUGCCCGCCGCCGUCACCUUUGUCCAGGCCGAGGAGGCGCGCGCGAGGCUCGAGUCGGCCCUGGCCGCCCUGUUCCUGCUGUCGCCGACGGCCGGCGUCAAGCACGACCGCUGGCUGCCGCGCCUGCUCGUCCAGGCGCUCGACGACUACACGCGCUCGGCCCUCCGCGUCGGCGUCACCUCGCUCUCGCGCUCCCUCGGCCAGCUGCCCUCCCUCGAGCGCUCCCUGGCCGAGGUGACGGCCAAGUGCCAGAACCUCGUCUCCCUCGAGCUCGUCCUCGCGACGACGGAGCCGCCGGCGCACCCGCUCGUGCCCUCGUCGACGACGCACAAGCAUCCGAACCUCAUCCAGCCGCUGCUCACCCACCUCGAGACCGGCUCGCUCGCCUCGCACUUUUGGCGCACCAUGGCCUCGAGCCUCGCCGCCCGCGUCCAGGACAUUGUCGCCCGCGGCGGCGUCGUCGCCCGGACCCUCCGCUCCAACAGGAAGAGCGUCGGCGAGGCGAUACGGCAAGCCGUCGUGCGGGGAUACCUGCUGCCGAGCGCGCUGUCCGGCGCCAAGGGCAAGGGCAAGGCCCAGGAGGUGAACUGGGAUCGCGAGGUCGCCGUCAUGGUCGGCAGCGUCGUGAACAACUUGGGACGAUGA
Molecule: messenger RNA, 1299 nt
Organism: Drechmeria coniospora
Lineage: Eukaryota; Fungi; Ascomycota; Sordariomycetes; Hypocreales; Ophiocordycipitaceae
Product: golgi transport complex component Cog5
Exons: 1
Coding region: 1-1299 (432 amino acids)
Biological process (GO): intra-Golgi vesicle-mediated transport
Cellular component (GO): COG complex
Source: RefSeq, a predicted model, not a curated record